GUUGGAGGCAGUCUUUUACAGCUUUUACACUUGAAGCAUCAAGAACGUUGAAUUUCAAAACUUUGGAAGAGUCAACGCAACCUUUCAUCAUUUGAAAUAGUGUUUGGAAGUUUCUGCAAGCUUCUUCCAAGUAUUCCCUUAAAAGGAACCUGGAAGAAAUCGAACAGGCAAGUAUUUAAGAAAAGUUCGGGGUAUUGGCAAAGCCCAGCUAAAGCUAUAAGUAAUUUGGCAUCGUUUGAAGCGAAUUGCUUGUAAUACAAUUGAAAAAGUAGUUUGCAAGCUACUUUUUUUUGAAAAAUUCUCUGAUAAGGCUAAAGAUUAGCUGUGAAUUUUCCACGAUCCCUUUGGUCCACGUAGAACGGACGUGCGUAACAACCGCCAACGUAGCAGCAGCCGACGGGGAUAAAAAAUAAUUUUGUGACACUGCUCAAACGUGGUUAAGUGCUCUCGGACUACGCAACGUUGAUAAAACGUGUUAGUCUACAACCGAUUACGACAAUGAACGGUACCGUUUUGGCAGAGAACAUUGGAGAAAGUCCAGAAAUUGUUAGAAAAGAGGAAGCUAAAGUAGAAGUUAAGGAGGAAGAAAAUGUAGACGAUAGUAGCGCCGAUAGCGAAGAAGAUUCCGACGAAGAUGGCGGGGAAGAUCAAGCAAUACGACAAGCAAAGUUGGAAAAGACGAAGAAAGUCUUGGGCAGCCGUCGCGUAAUGCAUAUAAAGUAUGGAGAAUUUACACUAACUGUGUUGAAAGAUAUUGAUAGACGACUUGGAAUUGUUCAGGAAGCUCUUAUGACGGAGAUUAAUUAUAUUUUAGAAACUGACCGAAUUAAUUGUCGUAACCGCCAGGGGUUUUAUAAAAUUUUAUACGGAGCUCAGCAUCAAAUUGACGAGCUACGCCUUCAAGUUCAACAACUUAGCCAAAUUUGUAAGGAAAAACAGAAUCAUCGAAGUACUACUAAUCUAGAAUCAAGCGAUGAGGAGGAGGCUAGUUCAUUCCUAUUCUCGGAAACGAUUGUUAGAGCAUUUACGGAAAGUGACGACGGCUAUACUGCAAAUAUCAGCUUAGGAGAUAUUGAUAAAGCUAAGGCAAUGGAUUCUACUCGAAAGAGAAAUGUUAACGAAAAUAUGACUGAUUUACCUAGAAAAAAAUCAAAGAAUGACGAAAAACAAACUACUCACGACAAACAGGAAAAAAGUGAAAAUAAAGAUACUUCCAUUGAUGAAAAUACCGCAAAUGCUAAAAAUUAUUUUUCUAAAGGAUUUAAUCUUCUUGGUAUUAAACAUUUGGAACACCUCCGAAAUAUUUUGGAACGUACUCUAAUUGAUCAAACUGAAGAAGAAUUUCAAAGAAAUUUAAGCGAGGUAUGCGUACACAAUGCGGAAAUUCGUCAAAAUGCUUUAAUUAGCCAAAGGAUUGAACGUUUGCGUAACAUCACUCACUUGAUGACACAUUUGAUGGAUUUAAUGGAAUAUAUUGUUCAGAGCGCAAUAACGAUUCUAACGAUACCGAGUGAAGAAUAA
Molecule: messenger RNA, 1521 nt
Organism: Dimorphilus gyrociliatus
Lineage: Eukaryota; Metazoa; Annelida; Polychaeta; Dinophilidae
Source: the annotation of a GenBank genome assembly